AUGUCUGCUCGUGGUGCUCGAGCCCUAUAUGAUCAUGAGCCUUUCCGAUAUCAGGAUCUCAACUAUAAGUGCCAGCGCGCGAACAGUACCGAAUACUGGAUACAGGACGAGCCUGGAGACGCUUGUUACCAGCAGGUCCCUGCUAUCGCUUACUUCUCGGGAGAAUCCGCAUUCAAUUGGGAUGAAUAUUGUAUGUUUCACAUUCUUCGUCAAUUAUAG
Molecule: messenger RNA, 219 nt
Organism: Aureobasidium uvarum
Lineage: Eukaryota; Fungi; Ascomycota; Dothideomycetes; Dothideales; Saccotheciaceae
Source: the annotation of a GenBank genome assembly